Microthlaspi erraticum is the source of this 1317-nucleotide messenger RNA. Lineage: Eukaryota; Viridiplantae; Streptophyta; Magnoliopsida; Brassicales; Brassicaceae. The record is from the annotation of a GenBank genome assembly.
AUGCCAAGGAAACUUAACAGGAAGUUUCUUGUGCAGAGCUGUAAUGCAAGAUACGAGCUUUAUGCGUUUUACAACGAAUCUGCCUUACGGACACGUCAGCCGCAGCUGGAUUCAUCUCCUCCUCCGAUUUCAGUUCCUUCACCACGACCUGGAAAAGGUGGGAACUCCAUUGUCAUAGUCAUUGCUGUUGCUGUUCCCAUCACGGUCCUUUUUCUUGUUUGCGUGGCUGUUUCUAGAGUCAGGGUUAAGAAAGCAAGGACGGUUCAUGAGACGAACAAGGAUGAUAUUACGACGGCAGGCUCACUUCAGUUUGAUUUUAAGGCCAUUGAGGCAGCAACGGAUAAUUUUUCUGAGAGUAACAAGCUUGGCCAAGGUGGAUUUGGUGCAGUUUACAAGGGUACGUUUCCUAGUGGAGUACAAGUUGCGGUGAAGAGGCUAUCAAAGACAUCAGGACAAGGUGAAAGAGAGUUUGAGAACGAAGUUAUUGUUGUGGCAAAGCUUCAGCAUAGGAAUCUUGUCAAGCUUCUCGGAUUUUGUUUGGAAGGAGAAGAGAAGAUACUUGUUUACGAGUUUGUGCCUAACAAAAGCCUUGAUUACUUUCUGUUUGACUCUACGAUGCAGAGCCAGCUGGAUUGGUCAAGACGGUACAAGAUCAUUGGAGGAAUUGCCAGAGGGAUCCUAUAUCUUCAUCAAGAUUCACGUCUCACAAUCAUACAUCGAGACCUCAAAGCGAGUAACAUCCUCUUAGAUGCUAAGAUGAGCCCAAAAGUCGCAGAUUUUGGGAUGGCCAGAAUUUUUCGGAUGGAGCAAACUGAAGCCAAUACAGAAAGAGCAGUUGGAACCUAUGGUUACAUGUCUCCUGAGUAUGCCAUGUACGGCCAUUUCUCCAUGAAGUCAGAUGUCUACAGUUUCGGGGUCUUAGUUCUUGAGAUUAUUAGCGGCAAGAAGAACAGUAGCUUUUAUCAGAACGAUGGCAAUGAUGGCAAUUUGGUUACAUAUACUUGGAGACUAUGGAGCAAUGGGUCGCCGUUAGAGCUCGUGGAUCCAUCUUUCCAAGAUAACUAUCAAAGAAAUGAAAUAAGUAGAUGCAUCCAUAUAGCUUUACAAUGUGUUCAAGAAGUAGCUGAAGAUCGUUCAACCAUGUCAGCGAUCCUACAGAUGCUCACUACUAGCUCAAUUUCUCUAGCCGUACCUCGACCACCUGGAUUUUUCUUACGAAGCAGGCAUGAACUGGUGGAUAGAGCAGGACCAUCUAUGGAUUCAUCUGCUCUAUGUUCAAUUGAUGAUGCUUCCAUUACUAGUGUAACUCCUCGUUGA